UGACUGUUUUCGUGUCUCUUUUUAUCGUUCCCUAGCUCCUAGCUCUCUCUCUCUCACUGCUGCAUCUUCGUUUCCCAGCACAGCGUUUUACACAUACGCGACGUCGCGACGGUAUCUGCAUUGGUGAGAUGCUGAGCGAUGCUGAGUGUAGUCUGACAAAAAAGUGCUUGCCUCCGCCUAUUUCAUUAAAGGUCCUAGUGACUGUUUUUCUACCUGGAAAUACGUGGAUCAUCAAUCCUAAAGUGUGUUCCAAUCUAAGGUUGCUGAAGAUCGUCCUGUAACAUGGAGGACUACAAGUAUCUCUUUAAAGUUGUUCUCAUCGGCAAUGCUGGGGUUGGCAAGACAUGCCUUGUCAGACGUUUUACACAGGGCUUAUUUCCACCAGGACAAGGUGCUACUAUAGGUGUUGAUUUCAUGAUCAAGACAAUAGAAAUCGGUGGUGAAAAAGUCAAGUUACAAAUAUGGGAUACUGCUGGUCAAGAGAGAUUUCGUUCUAUAACUCAGAGCUAUUAUCAUAGUGCUGAUGCACUUGUUCUAGUCUUUGAUGUCACUUCAAAAGAAAGUUUCAAUGCACUACCAAGUUGGCUAAGGGAAGUGGAGCAGUAUGCAAGUCCAAAGGUCAUAUCCGUGUUAGUAGGUAAUAAAAUUGACCUUGGUAAAGAUCGGGAGGUGAAUGAAGAAGACGGGCAAAGCUUUGCAGAUUCGCACUCGAUGCGUUUCCUGGAGACUUCAGCCAAAGAGUCAGACAAUGUGGAUCGCCUCUUCCUCGAUAUUGCAGUUGAAUUAACCAAUAAUGUUAGAAAUGGUGAGAUCAGACAUGAUGACCAUGAAGAUAUCAUCAAAGACACUACGUCAGUCUCAACAUGCUGUAAAGGCUGACUCUUCUCGCUCAUCAUAUUGCAUCUCAUUAGUCUCUACAGUUUGUUAUUGGUAAGAUCUGAUGACAUCAUCGAAGGCACUACAUGAACGUCAGUAUAUGCUUGAAAUCUCUUAUGAUAUCAGAUACACUUCAUCUGUAUAUUGCUUAUCUCUAUGACAGUAUCAUCAAACUUUCUGAGGCUAGUCUAAGAUUGAACUCUGAUGAUAUCAUCACAGACUACUUCAGUCGUUACAUGGUGUAAAGGUUGACAUAUCUGAUGAUAUUAUCAAAGACACUACUCUAGUCUGUACAUGGUGUAAAGGUUGACAUGUUUGGGCCCCGUCUUACAAAGAGUUAUGAUUGAUCCAAAUUAAUUGCAAGUCCUCCAAUCAAUUGCAAGGCUGCAGUCUCCUAUCUCUGAAGUACAUAGCUGCGAUUGAUAUCAAUCGCAAAUAUGUUGUGAUUGAUAUCAACUCUUUGUAAGACGGGGCCCUGAUGAUAUCAUCAGAGACUCUACUCUAGUCUGUAUGUGAUAUGAAAGUGUCCUGUAUUUGUUGUGUCAAACUGAUUUUAUUUCCUUGAUGUUAAGCUGUUUAAUAUGCAAGGUAUGCAAGUACUCAUAUAUGCAUUGCAGAACCCCACCACUUUUUACUUUUGUCCUAGUUCAUGAUUUUGUAAAUCCUUCUUUUAAUUUAAUUAAUUUUUUAUUUAGUCAACGAAAAAUAGACUGAUCAAUGUAAAAAUACUUUAAAUGUGUGUCAUGAGGACCAAUUACAGUUUUAUUUUAUUUUAGACUUGUGGAAAACGGAAACCGUUUAAUUUGAAAUAUAUUGUCACUAAUACAGUUAACACAUCUAGCUUAUUGCUGAUUGUGUAUCCCUUCCAUACUAAGGGAUCACUUUGCAUAUAAGUAAAAAUGAUAAUAGAAAAGAUUGUUAAGUAGAAAACAAUCUGUAAUAAUUAGAGAAAAUCUAUUGUAAUAUGUUUUGUCUUGCCAUACUAAGAAAAAGCAAUCAUUUCAACUCUACUGCCUAUAAAAAUGUGCAAUCAUUACUGCAAUUAUUUGUGUUCAUCUUACAAGCCACGUUUCACUGUAAAUAACAAUAUUCAAACACAUAAAACUGUAGUGUAAAAUUUGUCUCAAUAUAGGUUAUAUGAGCAGUCAAAAUUACAUUGCUUGAGGCUUUCAAAGAGAGAUUAUGGAUACUCAAUCUUACACAGACAAUGUAUCUGCAAAAA
Molecule: messenger RNA, 2098 nt
Organism: Strongylocentrotus purpuratus (purple sea urchin)
Lineage: Eukaryota; Metazoa; Echinodermata; Echinoidea; Camarodonta; Strongylocentrotidae
Gene: rab30
Product: ras-related protein Rab-30-like
Exons: 5
Coding region: 283-879 (198 amino acids)
Cellular component (GO): trans-Golgi network
Molecular function (GO): GTPase activity; GTP binding
Source: RefSeq, a predicted model, not a curated record